AUGGAUGUCCUCGGUAACGACAAAAGAUGGCUUGUGACUCUUGUUACCUCAAAUAAGGUCGUAGCUCCAGUUUUACAGGAUAUCGUGAAACAAGGAAUGGACAAGCUGUAUGCUUUGCUAAAUAAUUACCUUAAUGGCUUACCAACACCUUAUAGUCUACAAACACUGACCUAUGCAGAGGUAUGCCAUCUAGCAGCCACGCCAAGUCCUGCUUCUUCGCUUAGAGGCUUAAAUUUCGGAAAUAUUAACAACAAUUCUAGUGUUCAUGGAAAGACCAAAACGGCCAAAACGGCCUAUAACUACAAUGUAAACAGCUCAGUUGAUCUUGCCAAGCUUUAUCUCCCAGACUACCUGGCAGUAUUCUCGGCAUUCGACAAAUCUAUGGAUUUGAGUGCCGCUCUUAGACUAUUGGGAUGUAGGAAGUAUCCCAUACAAAUAUUCGUUUCUUCCGAUCCUUUGCACGAUAUUCAGCCUUUGGCGGAUGAUGUUAGAGAGAAUGUCAGGAAUCGGGGAAGUCAUUUUAAAGAGAGUGACUGGACCCAAAUCCUCUUUGACCAGUGCUUUGACAAGUUAGAGGCUCUGCUCCAAUAUCUGCCACUGCUUCCCGAUAAGAAAAAGGAGCUUUUGGAUGAACUUUCUGCAUGGAAAACAGAAGGGUUCAAGCGGAUUGUUGACAAUGACGUCAAAGAUCUACUGGAAAAAUUCCAAAACGUCAAACUUGCUUCAAUUAAUGACAAACUGGACGACAUGCCAACUAGGGAGGAGAACGAAAGAGUGUUAGAAAAGCUGUUUUUCUUUCACACCAGUAUGAUGGACAGAUUAGAUAGAAUGGAAUCCUUUCUUCAAACCUUACUAGAAAGUAAGUCUAAAAACAACGACUUCUUGCAAUCUGUAAAAUCCCAUGUCAGUGCUCUAAAUCAAGAAGGUAGCAAGAGAGUGCACUCUACAGAAUCAAGCGUCUUAUCUACAGAAGCCACUUUCAAAGAAACCCGCCAAAUGAGGGAAAAGGACAAAAACCCAGAAUCGACGUGUAAGCUUCGAGCGAAAAUUGCCAAAUUGUCAAGAAGAACUCUACACAAAGCUGCUAUCAGCGGUCGAUGUGACGCUGUCAAAUUACUUCUUGAAAUUGGUGAAGAUGUGGACCAGACGGAUGAGUUUAAUUUAACGCCUCUUCACCUUGCCGCAUGGUAUGGGCAACGAGCUGUUGUUGAACUCUUGUUACAGCACGGUGCAAAUGUCAAUGCUGUAGAUAGGUUUCAAAAAACAGCGCUACAAAAAGCUGAACGCAACAAUCAUCGAUCCAUUAUUGAGCUGCUUCUGAGGAAUAACGCGAGUCCCACUUACAACCAACCGCCUAGUCUACUGUCCCUUUCAAAAAAAGCGUUUUUCAAUGUAGAUGCACGAUCCGGCUUCAAUCGACUGCAGGCGGCUGUAUUUCAAGGCGACUAUGACACGUUUUGGAACACUUAUAACGUCUGCCCUGGGAAUUUUGUCCAAGAAAUGAAUUUACAAAAAACAGGAAGUCAAGCAAAGGCAUUUCCUGGAAAAACUGCGUUAGAGAUUCUCUUGGCUCUCCAAGAUAAAGGAGAAGAAAAUGUUAAAAUAGAAGAACUGUAUAAAAUGGAAGUUGAGAAGAUCGAUACAUUAACUGAGCUGCACUUGUGUAAAGACAACAAUGAUGUAGAGAAGGCUGUCGAGAUUGUUCUAAACGAGGGUGUAGAUAUAAACAUA
Pocillopora verrucosa is the source of this 1731-nucleotide messenger RNA. NCBI's taxonomy places the organism in Eukaryota, Metazoa, Cnidaria, Anthozoa, Scleractinia, Pocilloporidae. The record is from RefSeq and is a predicted model, not a curated record.